Messenger RNA from Maudiozyma barnettii, 1584 nucleotides. It is a transcript of the gene ATF2, whose product is annotated as alcohol O-acetyltransferase. The record is from RefSeq and is a predicted model, not a curated record. The transcript has a single exon. The coding region runs from base 1 to 1584 and encodes 527 amino acids. Lineage: Eukaryota; Fungi; Ascomycota; Saccharomycetes; Saccharomycetales; Saccharomycetaceae. Gene Ontology annotation, molecular function: N-acetyltransferase activity.
AUGAGUGAAACUCAGCCAUUAUUAAACGAGACAGACACUAAGGUGUUAAGAGGUCAUAAGAGACACCUGGGCCAUUUAGAGAACUAUUUUGCCCUUUUACAAAGACAAGAAUUGUAUGGUAAUUUUAGCAUCAGCUGUAAGCUGAAUCAUGGGAUAACAUAUGCAGAUCUUGUUCGUGGGCUACGUUCUGUGGUUCUAGCCAAUCCAAUCAUGAUGCAUACGAUGGUAUCAGCCACGAAGAAAGGUCUAUCCUGGGAUAAACUAAGCAAGUACUAUAGAUCUGCUGAAUAUCUUGACAAACCUUGGCCUGAACACGACUAUAUGGAGGUCGUAGACCAUCUAUCCUUGAAGGAUGUAGUUCUCAAUGAACAAACUGAUACAUAUGGUGAUCUGCUAUUACAAUUACAGGAGCAAUUCCAAAGCGAUAAUGGAGUAAUCACUGAAAAUUUAUCCAAUAUUCUUUCCCGGAUACGUAUCCCUGUAUAUCAAAGAAACCAACCAAAUUGGCGUAUACUUUGUCUAAAUAGUAAUUACAUGGAUAACAAUGAUGAUUCAUUUGAUACAUUAGUGUUUAUCAGUAAUCAUUGUUGUGCUGAUGCCAUGACAGGGAUUAAUUUGUUUCAAGACAUUGUAUCAGCCAUUAAUAAGAAUGGCACAGUCAAAGAAGAGGAUUCUGUACAAUCUUCAUUAGAAAUUUGGAAUUAUGAAAGAGAUUAUUCAGAGUGUGGGAAAUUACCUAUCCCAAUUACCGAUAGGGUCAAUUAUGUACCAUCAAUCCUAGGAUUCAUUUGGUUGAUAAUCUCCACAAUAGUCAAUGGCAUAUUCAAUUACAAGAGUAUCUGUGAGAAGACAGAACGUAUUGAAGAGUCUAAACCACAAUUAUGCUACCAAACAUUUGUUCGUUUCACCCCAGAUGAGAUCAUCAAGAUAAAAAAACAAAUCAAUAAAGAGAAAUGUACAAUGACAGCUCUUAUGCAAACUGCAUUAUGUAUUACAUUGAAAGAACAUGGUAUAUUUAAUAAUUGUAGAAGACAUGAAAUCACUUUUGAUAUCACUGUGCCAAAUAAUACCCGUAAAGCAUUACCUGAGUCGUUAGCUCAAGAGCAAUACAAAUAUGGUGCAAACGUUGGUGGAUUACAUUAUUCAUAUCUAAUAUCUAGUUUCCAGGAUUCACAGUUUUGGUCUCUAGCGCGUUAUUAUAAUGGUGUUUUCAAGACUGGUGAUUAUCUUUCAGGGUUAGGAUCUUUAAUGCUAAGUUUUGUUACACAAAAUAAGAACAUGGAUGCAAUGAUUGCCGAUGAAUAUUUAAAUAAGAAACGUGGUGGGAUUAUCUUGAGUAAUGUUGGUGUCAUCAACACGUCAACAGGCUCAGAAGAUAACAGUAGUACUCUUCAAAUCGAGGAUAUGUUAUUCAUGCAAAACCUUGGUGUAUUAAACUUCUCUUAUAGUGUCAACAUUGUUACCACAACAUUAGGUGGAAUGAACCUAUGUAUGAGUGCAGUCGAAGGUGCCGUAGCUUCACAAGAAGAAUUCACAGCUUUCGGCAAUGAAUUACGUGCUAAGAUCAUGGACAAAUGUGAUUAG